AUGUCUUUCGGCGUCUCAUGCGACUACGACUGUGAAUCCUCCGCCCUCCAGGUCUCAUGCGUAAGCUCCUUUCAAUUAGAAAAGCCAGAGCCACUGGCACAGCGCCCUCCACCAGAAUCUCCAGAUUCCAUAGAUACACUCAUUGAUGGCAUGGUAAAUGCCCCUUUGUAUCUCCAUGUCGACGAUGGACUCGAAGGCCCCAAUGUAGUCUACAUUGACAUACCACACUUGGAUCUUCUGAGAAAGUUCCACGACCGCUCCAUCUUGACUCUGGGAAGCGCUGACACAUCACCCGUCUAUCGAGAUGUCUUGACUAGAACGGCUUGCCGACACUCUUUCGUCCUGCACGCUGUAUUACGCUUCGCUCUUAUGCACGACCGCUACCUCUACGACCCCAUUGAAACUAAAGCAUCCGCAGCUGAAUCGUUUCAUGCAUACCACGCCGCCGCUCUCUUUAGCAAACGGCUCGCCGGACCAAUCGAAGAGGAAGUCAAAGACUCUUUGUGGGGUUGUGCGGCCCUCAUGGGAGCAAUGUCGUUCGCUUCAAUCGAAGCUACAUCACCUCAGGAAACCUGGCCGCUGAAAUCUCCAGAGAUUACAGAUCUAGACUGGCUCAAGAUGAGCGACGGAAAGAAAGAAGUAUGGAGGCUCGUCGAUCCUUUACGAGAAACCAGUGCGUUCAGACCAGCCGUCCAAGUCGAACACGGUAAGAGACAAGAAGGUAUCCCAAGCCGUCCAAUGGACCCCCAGCUGGACAAGCUCUUCCCAUUCUUCACCAAGCUAUACAAUCUCGACCAGCCAUUUGCAGAUUAUGAAAAUGAUCCUUAUCACAAAGCCGCUUCCAUCCUCGAGAAACUCAUCCCGUUAGACUGUAACCACUCGACAGUCAUGUGGUUUCUCUCUUUCCUUGGACACAUGGAUCCAGAAUACAGACGACUGCUUGAAGCGAAAGACCCAUCUGCUUUGCUUCUUCUGGCAUGGUGGCAUGCAAAGAUGAUUCCGUACAACUCCUGGUGGGUUUCUCGCCGUGGGCUGCUGGAGUGCCAAGCUAUUUGCAUAUCUCUGGACAAGACGCUCCCACCAGAGCAUGAAAUGAGAAGGCUUUUGGGGUUUCCAAGGUCCGCUUCUGGCCUUAGCAGAGCUUCCUUCGCGGAAGAGUGGUCAUGA
This is a messenger RNA of Lecanosticta acicola, 1167 nucleotides long. NCBI's taxonomy places the organism in Eukaryota, Fungi, Ascomycota, Dothideomycetes, Mycosphaerellales, Mycosphaerellaceae. The record is from the annotation of a GenBank genome assembly.